Messenger RNA from Trematosphaeria pertusa, 1839 nucleotides. RefSeq names its product HET-domain-containing protein. Lineage: Eukaryota; Fungi; Ascomycota; Dothideomycetes; Pleosporales; Trematosphaeriaceae. The coding region runs from base 1 to 1839 and encodes 612 amino acids. The record is from RefSeq and is a predicted model, not a curated record. The transcript has 2 exons.
AUGGCAAUGACGCCAAUAUGUACCUCUUGGAAGUCUGUGGACACCAUAAAAAUCAGUCCGUUUGGUCCUUCUGAUUACGUUUCCGCACUAGACCUUCUGGCUUUGCAGUGGGCUCAUGUGCCCCUAAAGUCUAAGGACAACAUUAGUGCAAUCAAGCAAUGGAUCCAAACCUGCGUGUCCGACCAUCCCGAUUGCCAUAGAUUCCAAGCAACAACCGCCGACAAAGGUACACGGCCGAAGAGGAUCCUAGAUCUUAGUGACGACAAGGUCAGGUUGAGAUGCGAUUUUCGCUCCUCCAGCCGUUGCGAUUACAUUACUCUGAGCCACAUGUGGGGAGACAAGCCGGCCCGUCAAAUCCGAUUACUUGACGAAAAUGUUUCCGAGUUCCAGGACCCUGGCAUCCCGAUUAAAAACAUGUCGAUAAUCUACAGAGAAGCCAUACGCGUUACUCGCGCACUCGGCUAUCAAUAUAUCUUGAUCGAUUCUCUCUGUAUCAUUCAGGAUUCGCAGUCCGACUGGGAAGAAGAAGCCAGUAAAAUGGCGGCAGUCUAUGGUAAUGCAGUCUGCAACAUAUCAUACCUUUUUCCGCCGGAGGAUGCAGAACCAAAGCCACGGAAGGAUCCGAGAGGAUACUCGCGCUGUGUCCUACGACAAAUGGGGGGUUCAGAGCCAGGUAUAUAUGCGUGUCGCCCACCAUCCAGACGUGAAUCGGAAAUCCAUGCCUGUUGGCCCUUGUCCACUCGGGCCUGGGCCUUUCAGGAACAAGUCCUUUCCCCACGGACUGUGUACUACGGGGAUAGCAACCUCAUGUGGGAAUGUUGCGCAGGCUUUUCCGACGAACUUCACGGGGAAUUCAGCCUUUACGGGGAGGGUCUGGGGCUUAAGCAUGCUCUAGUUCGAGAUCAUGGGCAUAUUGGAACGCUGAGAAGAAUUCCUAAAAUUCCCAAAAGUUCACUCAGGUGCGGGCAAAUUGGAUUUCUCCGGAUAUGGGAAAGAUUGAUCGACAACUACCGACGCAGAAAGUUGACCAAGGAGAGCGACAGAAUCAUGGCGUUCGCUGGGAUUGCGCGAGCCGUCAACAACCUCUAUGGACUCACAUAUCUCGCUGGGAUGUGGAAGGAGGGCAUACAGCCUUUGCUUCUUUGGGCUAUUAAACCGGAGCGCCCCACUUCUCCAACCAUGCCUCAGACCGCGACCGAAAACCGCGAUGAGUUGGAACCCCAGACCGGAACUGCAACGCCCAGCUGGUCAUGGUUUUCCAUACCCACGUCCCGUUUUUACACUCCUCUCGGAGUAUCCACCGUUUACGACACAGCCGCCAGCGUUCUCCUAUGGACUAAACUGCUCUCAUUUGGGUGGAACAAGCAACUAGAAAACGAGAUUCCUGCGAGCAGCUUCUACGAUUUUACCGGGCUACACCUCACGCUUGAAGCUAUGACCCUUACCACGCACCUUGAUCGGUUGGAUGGCGGUGGGCUUGCAUUGGAUUCAACUCGAUUUUCCCCGAAUGCUCCCUUAAAAAUUCAGUCCACCACGUAUUGGCACGAUGGAACUGGCACUAUGGUUGGCUGCAAGCAGGGAGACUCUAUCAGCGUUACACUAGCCUGCAUUGUAUUGUUUUGGCACCAUCUGCACGACAGCGUAGAGCCUCAUCGCUGUGUCAUCCAAGGUCUAGCUUUGACUCCCUGUUCGGAUCAAAAUGCCUGGAAGCGUGUCGGAAUGUGGGAAAUCGGAAUCAUCGAACCCCGGAAAGAGCCGGAGGAGCCGCUGAUAGAGACUGGCGAGUGGGUCUUUGCGCAGUGGGAAGGUUGGAAAUUGGCACACAUCACCCUAGUAUGA